UGAAUGACAACGUACCUGAAUGGGCCAUGGAACCCUUCCCCUUCUUGGCUGUGGUUUCUCCUCAAGCUGCAGUAGGUACUGAAGUGUACAAGCUGCUUGCUCUGGAUGCAGAUGAAGGGAUCCAUGGAGCAGUAGAAUACUUUCUCCUGGAAGGUGGAGAAGGCAGAUUUGAAAUUGAGAAGGACACUGGCUGGAUUAAAACAACAGGUUUGCCAUUGGUGAAGGACAGAGAGUACUUACUGACUGUACUAGCAGCAGAUAAACUUGGAAGUAAAGGGUCUCCAGCCUCUGUUUCUAUAAUUGCUGGACUUCGACCACCACAGUUUGCCAAUGUAUCAUACAUUGCUUAUGUUCCUGAAAGUAUGCCACAAGGAAAAUCGUUUCUUACAGUCUCUGCUAUAUCAUAUCAGAAGAAAUCCUUGAGCUACAGUUUAUUAACUAAUCCUAGUGGUCUUUUCAGCAUUGAUCAGACAACAGGAGAUAUCAGCUUAAUUCAGAGUGUGGAUUAUGAGAGUGACCAACACCAGUAUCUUCUUUUGGUCAGAGCCGAAGAAAACGAGGAGCAGCUCAGUAGCGCAGCUGAAGUUUUAAUUGUAAUCACAGACGUGAAUGAUUGUGCCCCAGAAUUCCAACAGUUGAUUUACAGCAAAGAUAAUGUUCCUGAAACAGUUCCUAUGACCACUGCCCUUCUACAAGUAAGAGCCACUGACUGCGAUACAAAGGAGAACGCUGAAAUACUGUAUUACACUUUGAGUCCAGAUUUUAGUGUUACUUCUCAUGGUACUGUUUUUCCAGCAAAAGAACUGGACUACGAGCGGCCUGACCAUCUUUAUGAGUUCAUAAUUAUGGCUGUAGAUAAAGGGGAAGAGCCCAAGACUGGGACAACAACUGUUAGGAUCCAUAUUUCAAAUGUGAAUGAUGAAGCACCUGAGUUUUCCCAGGCAAUCUACAGGAGUUUUGUUUCUGAAGAUGCAGGCCCAAAUACACUGGUUGCUACAGUUAAUGCUGUUGAUCCUGAUGGAGAUGGCAUAAUAUAUGAUAUUCUAUCUGGGAAUCAAAAAGGAAACUUUGUUAUUGACCAUAAGAGAGGGCUAGUCAGCCUUCGUUCAAGUCCCUUUCCUAAGCUGCAGGGGACAGAGUAUGUUCUUAAUGUCACAGCUGCUGAUGAUAAUGCCUCUGGAGGGCCCCAUUCUCUUACAAGUACUGCUCAGGUUAUUGUGAAAAUUGAUGACGUCAAUAAUAACAAACCUGUCUUUCAGAAGUGUCAGUAUUAUCGGGAACGUGCUUCAGUUUUGGAAAACCAGCCUUCAGGAACAGUUGUACUGCAGGUUGAAGCCACUGAUGGUGAUGAAGGAGCCAAUGGUGUAGUGAAAUAUGGCUUGAUGCACAGAGAUGGUGUCCUACCAGCAUUUAGUAUUCAUCCUGACACAGGAGUCCUGACAACUGUUCAGGUAUUUGAUCGAGAAAAACAGAGGGAAUAUCCUAUCACCGUGACAGCAACAGAUCAGGCNNNUGAACCGCUUAUUGGAACAUGUCAGAAAAAUGUUAUUAUCCUGGACCAAAACGACAAUGAUCCCCGAUUUGAAAACGCCCACUAUGAAUAUUUCCUAAGAGAGGACACGAGAGUUGGGACCAGCUUUCUUCGUGUUGCAGCCCGUGAUGUUGACUGCAGCUCAAAUGCUGCUAUUACAUACUCCAUAGCAAAUGAUGAACCAGAUUAUUUACAAAUUGAUCCUAGUACAGGCUGGGUCUUUGUCAGCCAACCCAUAUCUCAGAGAUCACCUAUAAUUCGGGAGAUUAUUGCUACAGAUGGAGGCAAUCGGAGCAGUAAAGUUGAGCUUGCAGUAACUGUUAGCAGUGCAAAAUACCAGCUUCCACAGUGGGAAAGAGACAGUUAUGAAGUUGUUAUUCCAGAGAAUACUACACGAGAUGCAUCGGUUUUGACAAUCAAAGCAACCUCGCUCCUUGGUGAUCCCCGUGUGACUUAUAACCUAGAAGAGGGACUUGUUCCGGAGACCAACAUGCCGGUUCGUUUCUACCUGACUCCAAACAGAGAUGAUGGUUCUGCUUCAAUCCUGGUAGCUGAGCCACUAGAUUAUGAAACAACAAAGAGCUUUCUGCUGAGGGUUCGAGCACAGAAUGUUGCUGCAGUUCCUCUGGCAGCAUUUGCUACAGUCUAUAUUAACGUAACAGAUGUCAAUGAUAAUGUCCCGUUCUUCACUUCGUCUGUUUAUGAAGCCUCAGUAGCAGAGGGAGCUGGUGUUGGGACAUUCGUUGUUCGAGUCUCUGCUACUGACCUUGACCUUGGUCUGAAUGGUGAGAUAACUUACUCCCUGCUCCAUGACCAUAAUGGAGACUACACAUGUUUUUGCUUGGAUGCACAGACAGGCUCAAUAUACACUACCUCAGUGUUUGACAGAGAGAAGAAGGGGUCCUAUCUUUUAGAAGUCAAGUCAGCAGAUGGCUCUGAAUCAGCUCGACCUGGAAAACGUGGGAAGCCAAACUCUGACAGGGCCUAUGUGUACAUUUUUAUCAGCGAUGUGAAUGAUAACAAGCCUGUCUUCACUCAAAGUGUCUAUGAAGUAAAUGUGGAUGAAGACCAGGAUGUGGGCUCAAUUGUCAUUACAGUCAACGCUAAUGAUGAAGACGAAGGAACAAAUGCUAAAUUGCGGUACCAGAUCACAGCUGGAAACACAGGAGGAGAACUUGAUGUAGAACCAGAAACAGGAGCCAUUUUUAUUGCUCAGCCACUAGAUUAUGAAGAAACAAAAAUGUAUGAGAUUCAUUUGUUGGCCUCUGAUGGGAAAUGGGAAGAUUAUGCAGUUAUCAUCAUCAAUGUAAUGAAUAAAAAUGAUGAGGCUCCAGUUUUCUCUAUCAAUGAAUACUAUGGAAGUGUAACUGAGGAACUGGAUGGGUUACCAGUCUUUAUACUUCAGGUUGUGGCAAAUGAUCCUGAUAGUAAUGUGAAUGAAGGAGAUGUGAGAUAUUCAUUACAUGGGCACGGUGCAGCUGAUGUUUUCACAAUAGAUGAGAACACCGGCAGCAUUUAUUCACAGAAGAUGCUGGAUCGGGAAGAAAGAGCGCUAUGGAGAUUUGUGGUAUUGGCUACUGAUGAAGGCGGAGAAGGACUUACUGGAUUUGCUGAUGUAAUUAUUAAUGUGUGGGAUAUAAAUGACAAUGCACCCGUGUUCACAUGCAUGCCUGGUGAUUGCAACGGGAGUGUCUUUGAAAAUUCUCCUGCAGAUGUGUUAGCCAUGGAAAUGACUGCAGUUGAUCUUGAUGAUCCAAAUGUAGGUCUUAAUGCAGUUCUGACUUAUAGGAUAAUGGAGAAUUUAAAAAAUCAGCUUGGUACCAAUUUAUUUAACAUCAAUCCCAAUACUGGCACAAUCCAUGUAGCAGAGGGAAUGCUGGACAGAGAGAGGACUGAAAAAUAUUUUCUUACUGUUGAAGCAAGAGAUGGGGGAGGUCUGACAGGAACUGGCACAGCCACUAUCUGGAUUGCGGAUGUUAACGAUCACGUACCUAAAUUCACAAAAGAAAUGUGGCAGGCAAUAAUUCCUGAAAACAAUGUCAUUGACUCAGAAGUUCUGCAAGUGUCUGCUACAGAUGCAGAUGUUGGGGAAAAUGCUCGCCUAACAUUCAGUAUCAUUGGGGGAGAUCCGGAUCAGAAGUUUUACAUUGAGAAUGACACAGAAUGUCAAUGUGCUACCAUCAGACUGAAAAAAAAAAUUGAUUUUGAGAAAGCACAUGAAAGGCAGUUUAAUCUUACUAUUAAAGUGCAAGAUCUUGAUUUUUCUAGUAUUGCAUCGUGCCUGAUUGAAGUUGAAGAUUCGAAUGAUCACAGACCAGUUUUUCAUUCUCAUUUUAUUCAGACAAGCCCUUUUGAAAAUAUGCCUGUAGGUACUACAGUAACCACAGUGAGUGCUACAGACAAGGAUUCUGGUUUGAAUGGAAAGAUUAUAUAUUCUAUCAAGUCAGAUUCAGAUCCUAUGAGACAGUUUGCAGUUGACCGACAUGGUCAUGUGAUUGUAGUGGGUGCGCUGGAUCGUGAAGUCAUUCAGAAAUACAGUUUAAUUGUGCACGCCUCAGAUCAAGGGAAUCCUGCCCAAACCGGAAGUGUUACAGUUUUGAUUAACUUGCUUGAUGUUAAUGACAAUGGGCCAAGUUUUGAGACAGCAUACAUGCCUGUAGUUUGGGAAAAUAUCUUGAGGCCCGAAACGGUAUAUAUGAACCAUACAUCAAAGCUGCUUCAUGCAUUUGAUCCGGACAGUGAGGAAAAUGGGCCACCCUUUACAUUUUCCUUGCCACCAGAUUAUCAGAAUUCUUUGGAUUUUUCUCUUACUGACAACAGAAAUAACACAGCAACCAUUACAGCUUUGAGGUCCUUUGACAGAGAAAAGCAGAAAGUGUUUCAUUUGCCAGUAAUUAUAACAGAUAGUGGCAUUCCAGCUAUGAGCACUACAAACAUGCUAACUAUAACAAUUGGUGAUGAAAAUGACAACUCCCAUGAAUCUGGCCAUAAGGAAGUCUAUGUGUACAGUAACAAAGGGAAAUGGUCAACAGCAGUGCUUGGGGAAGUGUUUGCACCAGAUCAGGAUGACCUGGACAAUAAAACAUUUCUCUCUGAAGGAAAAUUGCUCAAAUAUUUCAGAUUAAAUCAGAGGACUGGUUCUCUGAUGAUGGUGGAUAAUGCUCCCCAAGGAACGUACAACUUAAAAGUUAGAGUUUCUGAUGGAGUUUGGCCUGAUGUUAUAUCUACAGUACAAAUCUAUGUCCAAGAGCUGGAAAAUGAAGCCAUACAAAAUUCAGCCACUGUGCGUCUAGCAGAUGUCACAGCAGAGGAGUUCAUAAGGAGAGAUGAAUAUGGCAGAAACAGACACGACAAAUUCAAGGAAUUACUAGCAAAAAUAUUUUCAACACAGCUUAGUGAUAUCACUGUCUUCAGUGUGUUGAACAUUGGUGGAAAACAGACAGAUAUAAGAUUUUCCGUCACUGAUGGCUCUGCGUAUUACAGACCAGAGAAACUGCAUGCUGAGAUGGCAGCAUUUCAAAAUGAGAUCCAAUCAGCUUUACAAGUGAACGUUUCACAGAUCGAUGUAGACGAAUGUAGGAGGGCAAAUUGUAGCAACGGCAACAGUUGUACAAACUACUUCACAGUGAGUGACAUCCCAACAGUGAUGGAUACUGGAAGUGUGUCAUUUGUCUCUGUAACAACCACCAUCAAUACAGUCUGCACCUGUCCAGCUAGGGACCGAGUUCAUCAGUCUUGUGCCUCUUACCCUCGAAGCCCUUGUCUCAAUGGUGGGAGGUGUAUUGACACUUUGAGUGGUUACAGAUGUCUUUGCCCUGCUUCGUUUCAUGGACCAGACUGCCAGCAGACUAAGCAUAGUUUCCAUGGAAAUGGUUAUGCAUGGUUUCAUCCCAUCAGGCCAUGUUUUGAGAGCUCACUCUCUCUUGAGUUUAUUACGGGAGUUGCAGAUGGACUUUUACUAUAUAGUGGUCCUUUAUCAAAUCCAGAACCCGGGAGUACAGAAAACUUCAUUGCAAUAGAACUCUCCAGUGGUGUUCCUGUGCUGAAGAUGAGCCAUGGCUCAGGUUCAGUGAUGCUGCAGUUACCAAGUCACUUGAAUGUAACAGACAAAAAAUGGCAUAAGUUAGAAGUCAGAACCAGUGAUCAGGAUGUUCGAUUCACUUUGGAUCACUGCAGUGCAGCUGCUGUUUCAGAGAGGGAAGGAGUAGGUAAAUGGCUGUCUACUGAAGAUCGUACAAAUUGUGAAGUCUUUGGGUCUGUUCCACGAAGAACAAGGUAUCUAAAUGCGAACCAUGUUCUUCAGCUGGGUGGUGUAAAAGAAUCAUUACCAUAUUCCUACCCGCAGUUGCUGCACAGACAUUUUCACGGUUGUUUGCGCAAUUUCAUCUUGGAUACUCAGGUGUACGACCUUCAGUCUCCUGCAGAGUCCCUGAAUAGCUUCCCUGGCUGCACGCUUACGGAUGGGAGCUGUGAGACCAUGGGGUCGUCUUCCUGUGGUGUUCAUGGGAGAUGUCUUGGAGACUGGGGCUCAUUUGCUUGUCAUUGUUUGCCAGGUUACUAUGGCUAUCGAUGUGAUAGAGUUGCCAAAGAAUAUACAUUUGGACCAGGAAGUCAUAUUCGCUAUCAGCUUCCUGUCAGUAUGCCUGCCCGUAGGACACUGUUAGAAGCCAUGAUUAGGACACGGCAGCCUGACAGUGUCAUCAUGAGCAUGUCCUCUCGAAAUAAGGAUGAACACAUCACCCUGCAGGUGGUUCAGGGAUUCUUAAUGGUCUCAUAUAAUCUGGGUGAUGGAGACUAUUCUGUAAGCCUUCCCUCCUACAACAUUGAUAAUGGUGAAUGGCAUCAUAUCACACUGGAGAGAAUUGGAAAUGAAUUUACUCUUCGCCUUUAUGAAGGAGGUGGGAAGAGGGAAAUUCUGAGAGCAGGAGGAGUAUACAAAGAGAUUGUGAUUGACCCUAGCAGCUUGAUCCUUGGAAACACCUAUCCAUUCGAUCAAAAUCAGAGUUUUCAAGGAUGUAUGAAGGAUGUCAGAUUUAAUAACUACAGGUUGCCUCUGGAUACUCACUUGAAGGAGCCGGUGUCGAUAUUAAGUUCCCAGGGAGUGAAAGAAGGCUGCUCUUCAGAGGCUUGUAGGAAUAACCCUUGUAACCAGGAAUUUAUUUGUAUUGAUUUGUGGAUGAUGCACGAAUGCAGUUGCCCUCCAGGACACAUGAUCACGGAGAAUGCCUCUGGUAAACACUGUGUAUACACCGCAUGUGCUAAAAGGCCCUGUAACUAUGGUACCUGUGUCUCGCAGUCGCCAACCAAGUUCCGGUGUGACUGCCCUGAUGGCUACGCUGGACGCAACUGUGAAGUCACACUGGCGAUCUUUCACAAGGAUGCUGGCUUGAGCUUUAGUUCCAUGUUUGCCAUCUGCAUUUGCUUUUUGGCAUUGUUAGUUCUGAAUGAUUGCUGGGUUUUGCAGCUAUGUGUUUACACAGUUCUGCUUAGUGCUGUGUUCUUGUGGGCUCACUGGAAGACUCACCAAGGUGUGAAUGGAGGAGUUUACCAUAUACCUGCAUGUCAUGAGGAUUUGGAAGACAUCAGAGAAAAUAUCCUCAACUACAAUGAAGAAGGCGGUGGGGAGCAAGACCAAGAUGCAUACAACAUGGCAGAGCUCCAGGUGUCUAUCCAAACCAGUCCAGACUACUGCUUCUACAAGAAGAAAGGAAAAACAGCAAAACUGAACAGUUUCUUUAGUGAUGUGUCCCCGAUCGUGCAGGAGCAGACCAAAACAUCAGCAACUAAAAGAAGAACAUCUUUUACUAGUGGAGACUUUGGUCAGUACUUGUUGGAUGUUGUUAGAAGUGCUGACCUUCAGCCCCAGGCUUUACCCCAGGAUUCGCUGCAGGUGUUUUAUACUGAAGGAGAAGGCUCGGUUGCUGGCAGUCUCAGUACUCUGGGUUCCUCUGGACUGGAGGAAGAGGCAGUCUGUGACGACAUUAAAGACUGGGGACCAAAGUUUGAGAAACUAAGUGAACUGUACUCACAUACAGAUGCAGACCUGUAGAUUACCAGGUCUACUACAUUGGAAGUUUUGGAUGCAAGCAUGAAGACUAUUCAGUUUUAGUUCUCUUGCUACAUUUUUUUUUUUUAAUUGCUGUAAGAGUUGAUUCAAAUUCACACUAAAACAUUUAAUAGGACCUAACCUUGGGGCAUUUUGGAUGUUUACUUCUUGGGAUGUAAACUACAUGGGAAGAGUAAAGGCCAACUUGAGGCACUCAGUCAUUCAAAUACAACAGUUGAGAAAUAAAGGACUUUAGCUUAUGCAUAGAGCCUCUUUCCAACAUGGUGCUUAAAACAUGCUCUCUGUAGUGCUUUCAAUACUUUAUAGGAGUUUUAGCAGUUUUUGAAGAAAAAAGCAAGUUGUCUGUUUCUUUUGUGUGGAACUAAAGGCCGUUUUGUACUGUAUCCGUCCCGUUUCCCUGACUGAGCCUCAGUUACAGGGGCUGCUGACUGAGCGUGGUGCUUGGGGUGCUCAGGAGGGUCCAUGGGUCCAGGUAAAGGAAUGGAGCAGCAUGGAUGGUGUUAACUUCGAUUAUAACUUAGUGAAGUCCCCUUAUGCUGCUGUACCAAUGAGAAGAGUUAACGUAGGCCUAACACAUCCAGUCAGCUUCUUGCAACUAAAUGCUUUUCUCAGACUAGAUUAAGAGGUCAGGUCCUCUUAAAAACGAGGCCCAAAGAUCACUAGUUAGGAAUUUCAGCAGCAAACACCACAGUUCACCUUUCUCAUUUCUAAUGGGCUACUAAACUGAGUCUAAACUUAAGACCAGCCUGAGACAGGUAAUUUGCAUCUAUAAUCUGUUCCUUAUGUUACUGUUUCACUAAACCUCCUUUUGUAGAAUCAUUCUCGUUACUAAGAACGGGGUUUGAGAAGCUGGAGAUCACCUGUUUUAGCAGAAGCACUGACCAACUACAAAUGUAACCUUGCCAGGGAGAGCUGACCCUGGGGUAUGUAUGCAUACGCCUGAUAAAAAAGACUGAUCAUAUUCAGUGAAGAAAAAAAUCCAAGAUCCCGUGGAUGUUGUAAAAAUGUCAAAGGACUUAAGAUCUUUCCUAUAUCCAAAAAAUAAUCUCAUGCAGCACUGUGACUUCUAAAACUAAAAACCCUGUGAUAGACGAAACCCUGCUAAAAGGCUAAGUCAAAGAUGGUAAUUUUUCAAAAACUAUAAAUUAGCUACAAGAAUACAAACAUACUGGCUGCUAAUUUAUUUUAGCACUAUGAUAGCACAUAACAAUGCAGCACUCAAGUGCUUUUUGGUAGAAAAUCAGGAUCAGCUGGGGACAGAGAGAGAGAGGAAGAAACAGCAGUUACCGAGGGUUGAAUGCUGUAUUCUAAACUGAUCAGUCCCUUUUUCAGACCAUUUGCUGUCAGCUAGUAUUCUGGAUUUUUUUUUUUUAAGGAAAAAAAAAUGUAUUUGAAGUGGAGAAGGCUCCAUACUUUUUUUUUUUUUAAAGUUGAAACCACUUGUAUAUAUUGAGUCAAGUGCAGCAAGAACACGAUUAAGGAUAUUCUGUGCCGUUUCUUUGCCUUUAAUAUAAAUACGUUUUAUAGAUUCUAAGAUUUAUUCUUGUUUCUUUACAACAAAGCAUAAAACAAUGAUGUAUUGUACACUGAUGCAUUGUAAAAUUAAGACACUACUACUCCUUUGCUUACAGGUGCAUCAGUAACUGUUUUGAGGAUGUCAAACAUGCUGCAAAGGUCUGACUUUUAUUUUAUAUAUGUAUGUAUGUAUAGGCUACAUUAAUCUGCACAUUUCCCAAAUCAAAUGUACAAGCAGGAUGUUGUUCUCACGCACAUCUGAUCAUUUGUGACACUCUUUGGAAAAUCUUGAGUGCACAAUCAACAAACAGUUGCAUGCUCCAGAUAAUGUGGGUUUUUUUAAUCUGGAAAAGAUAGAAAUGCGUUUUUCACCCAUGCUUAAUAAUUUUAAUUCACAGAUAGUACAUAGUCUGCAAUUUUUAUAAUUUUACUGAUAACACUUAUCUGCGGGGAAACAGGUUAGAAUAUCUUGUCAUGUUCCCAAGUCAGGUGCAUCAGCUUCUGUAUUUCCUGACCAUAGCAGUCACAACCAAGGUAUGAAAAAACGAAGUAAAUAGAUAUUAUGCACAAAAAUCUAUCCCUUCCCCAAAAGCAGUAAUUAUGUCUGUAUCCCUUAUGUUCUCUCCACUGCUAUGGAUAUGCUGUCAUUUUGGUUAUUUUUAAUGUAAUUCAGCUUGUAAGGUCCUUGGGGCAAGGACUGUCUUUUGAUUUGCCUGUGA
Molecule: messenger RNA, 9832 nt
Organism: Struthio camelus australis
Lineage: Eukaryota; Metazoa; Chordata; Aves; Struthioniformes; Struthionidae
Source: RefSeq, a predicted model, not a curated record